AUGUGCGAUCUGUGUUCGCCUUGUUUUCCGGAAAACAAAACGUAUGAGGAGUUAGUCAAACUUGUGACGGAGCACUUUGAACCGCAGCGAUCCGAAAUCGCUGAGUGCCACGUAUUCAGACUGAGACGUCAGCGCCCCGGCGGAUCCCUCACGGAGUAUUUACAAGCAUUAAAACAUCUCGCGGCUACGUGUAAUUUUGGCAAAUGCAACACAUGUUCUACAUUGGAGGAGAACCUGCGUAACCAAUUCGUGUCGGGUCUAGCCAAUGACGCAAUGCGAUCGAGAAUUUUCGCCGAGAAGAAGAUCCAAUAUAAGGAGGCGGUGGAGCUCGCGUUGGCUUUAGAGGCUGCCGAAAAGCAUGCGGAAGUGAGCGGCUCCACAAAGGUGUUGGCGACGGACUCAGGGGCGACGGGUGGCGAGGCGGGCGAGUGCCUGCACUAUGCGCGUGGCAGCGGCGGCUUCAAGGGCCGGCAAGGUGGGCAGCGCGCGCGGCCACCACGAGCGCCCGGAGCAGGGGGCGCGACGACGGCGGCUGGCGCAGGCGCGCGCGCGUGCUGGCGCUGUGGCAGGGCGCACGCCGACAGGUGCCGGUUCAAAUACUACAACUGUGACGAGUGCGGCCAGCGGGGCCAUAUUAAAGCAGGAAACGGUGCGGCGGAAAAUGCCGGCAAAACUAUUAAAAAAACAAUAAAGAGAGCACUGUACGAAGGCGAGGAUAUUAACGCGGCUCUUAAUAAAUUCCUUUUGAAAUAUCGCAACUGUGAGCACGCAACGACGGGCGUCUCGCCGGCGGUGGCACUACAGGGCAGGAGGCUGCGGAGCCGCCUGGACGCACUGCGGCCAGACGUGGUGGCCGCAGUGCGCUCUAGGCAAGAGAAGCAGGUAGUACGCACCGCCGGUGCUAAUAGGGAGUUUCGCGUGGGGGAUGCGAUACUCGCACGUGACUACAGAACGAAGGGAAGCGAGUGGGCUGAAACUAUAGUUGUUAAGAAGACGGGACCGGUCUCUUAUAAAGUCGACUUAGGAAAUGGUGUAGAGUGGCGUAGACAUGUUGACCAAUUGAUUCCAACUAAAAAUCGAUACUCACUGCCACGUACGAGAGCCGCGCCUUCGGCGGACAGCAGUGCUUUAAAAUCGGAUACGACAGAGGUCGAUAAUGGGGCCGAAGAUGAAGUUUUUGAGGACGCUUCAAAUAGGGAUGAGACCUUGAAUGAACCCUUGGAAGCGGUGGAAGCGCCACAGGCACAGUCCGGGCAGAUCUCUCCAGCGCCUGUGCCUGAGUCGCCUUCACCACGUACAGCAGCUCGAGCACUGCGUGCUCUAAAACGAGCUAAACGCAAUAUUUCAAAUUUAGAG
Messenger RNA from Iphiclides podalirius (scarce swallowtail), 1356 nucleotides. Lineage: Eukaryota; Metazoa; Arthropoda; Insecta; Lepidoptera; Papilionidae. The record is from the annotation of a GenBank genome assembly.